AUGCCGGUUGUGACUCCAGAAAAGCUGGCCAGCUUGCAGAAGCAGUCGCAAGAUGUCCGAAAUAUUUGCAUUCUGGCUCACGUGGAUCAUGGCAAAACUUCAUUAACAGAUGCUCUACUGGCCACCAACGGCAUCAUAUCUCCCAAGUUGGCCGGCAAGAUCCGCUACCUGGACUCGAGACCCGAUGAGCAGACUCGAGGUAUCACCAUGGAGUCGUCCGCCAUCUCACUCUACUUCUCCAUGCUAAGACGAUCUGCUCCCGACGCUACCCCUGAGGCGAAGGAGUACUUGAUUAAUCUCAUCGAUUCACCGGGCCACAUUGACUUUAGCAGCGAGGUGUCCACCGCCUCAAGAUUAUGUGACGGCGCCGUCGUGCUGGUGGAUGCCGUCGAAGGAGUUUGCAGUCAGACCGUGACCGUUCUUAGACAGAGCUGGAUCGAAAAGCUCAAGCCACUCCUGGUCAUUAACAAGAUCGACAGACUUGUUACAGAGCUCAAAAUGACACCUCAAGAGGCAUAUGUCCACUUAAGCAAACUUUUAGAGCAGGUCAAUGCAGUCCUGGGCAGCUUCUUCCAGGGCGAACGUAUGGAAGAAGAUCUCAACUGGAGAGAGAGGAUGGAGGAGCGUGUAAAUGCCACAGCCGCAACCAAGGCUUCGACGGCCAGCGAUACGGCCAGCGAAAUUUCAGGAGACCUUCAGUUUGAAGAACUCGAUGAUGAAGAUUUAUAUUUCGCUCCAGAGAAGAACAAUGUCAUUUUCAGCAGCGCUAUUGAUGGCUGGGCGUUUACCUGCAGGCAAUUUGCAAGCCUGUACGAAAAAAAGCUGGGAAUUAAGCGAGGCAUCAUGGAAAGAUGUCUAUGGGGCAACUUUUACCUGGAUCCCAAGACGAAGAAGGUGCUGGGGCAGAAACAUCUUAAGGGCCGUAACCUUAAGCCCAUGUUCGUCCAGUUGGUUCUUGAACCUGUCUGGACCGUGUACCAAGCUACUAUUGGCGCCGAUGGAGGCAGAGGAGACCCGGCGCUCCUCGAAAAAGUCACAAAGUCACUCAACAUCACAAUUGCACCUCACAUCCUUCGAGCCCGAGACCCCCGACUUUUACUGACCACAGUAUUCGCUUCCUGGCUCCCGCUUUCAACCGCCUUAUUGGUCUCCGUGAUUGAAUCGCUCCCAUCACCCCCUACAGCACAGGCCGAGAGACUGCCUGAUGUCAUCGACGAAUCUCCAGAUGCCCAGUUCAUUAACAAGUCUGUCCGAGACGCCAUGGUCUCUUUCAGAACCGACAAGUCAGACCCCGUCGUCGCAUACGUCAGCAAGAUGGUUUCUAUUCCCGAAAGCGAACUGCCUGAAAAUAAGAGGCGCACCGGCCAAAUGACUGGAGAGGAGGCGAGGGAAUUGGCUCGGCAGAAGCGUGCAGCGGCUGCUGCUUUGGCGGCUGCUAACAACCCGAGUGAGGAGGAUAUGAUGACCCAGGCGCUGGAGACUGUCAACAUCGACGAUAUCACACCAGCUGCUGAGGAAGAAAAGAUUGACCCGGAGCACUUGAUUGGCUUUGCCAGAAUCUUUUCGGGAACUCUCUCCGUGGGAGACACAUUAUAUGUCAUCCCACCCAAGUGGUCACCAGCCAACCCUCACGCAGAUCCUGAGCCUCAGCAAAUUACUGUAAAAUCUCUGUACAUGUUCAUGGGAAGAAGUCUGGAAGCGCUAAACAGCGUACCCGCCGGCGUUGUUUUUGGCAUCGGAGGCCUGGAAGGCAAGAUUCUCAAAUCAGGAACUCUCUGCAGCACACUCGAAGGAGCUGUCAAUUUGGCGGGCAUCAGCCUGGCCGGAAAGCCAAUCGUGCGUGUUGCACUCGAGCCCGUCAACCCAGCUGAUCUCGACAAAAUGAUCCAGGGCCUGCAUCUGCUUGUGCAGAGCGACCCCUGUGCAGAGUACGAGCAGUUUGCUAGCGGAGAGCACGUUUUACUGACUGCUGGCGAACUUCACCUCGAGAGAUGUCUCUUGGAUCUGAAGGAAAGGUUUGCGCGAUGCGAUAUCCAGGCUGGUGCACCCAUUGUUCCGUACAGAGAGACGAUUGUCAAGGCAGAGGAGAUGCGUCCUCCUGCUAACAAGGAGCUUGGCCGUGGAACCAUUGUGUCUUCUACGAGCUCCAAGCAAGUAAACUUGACUCUACGUGUCCAGCCACUACCUACGAAUGUCACAGAAUUCUUGCUCAAGAAUGGCGAUGCAAUCAAACGCCUGUACAAUGUACGAAAGUUGGUAGAGGAGGAAGGGGAAGAGAGCAACGAGGAAGCCAUCGAGGCAGACACCGAGCUUACUGCUGGCGCAGCCCUAUCAGUGGAAGAGCUAAAGACGCAGCUACAGAAAGAGCUGGAGACUGGAAAGGGCCGCGAAGGAUGGAAAGGCCUGGUAGAUCGAAUUGCUGGCUUUGGACCGAGGCGGACAGGCCCCAAUCUUCUCAUAGAUGCUACCAAAGAUGGCAUUCUUCCGAAAAUCUUUGCUGCAGCCAAGGCGCCUGAUGCGAUACCUGGGUCUGACGACAAGCUCAAUCCCAGCCAUCUCUCCGAUAAAAUCACAUAUGCUUUCCAGCUAGGAACGGCACAGGGACCAUUGUGCAAUGAGCCCAUGCAGGGCGUUGCCGUCUUCAUUGAGGACGUUUCUUUGAACCUUUCAGAAGACGAUACAUCUGCUCGUGAUAAAUUGAACAGGCUUACGGGAGAGGUCAUCAAGGCGUUCCAAUCGUCACUACGAGCAGCCUUCCUGGACUGGUCUCCGCGACUCAUGCUCGCAAUGUACACGGUUGAAAUUCAGACUUCUACAGAGGUAUUGGGACGCGUCUACGACGUGCUUACCCGCCGCAGAGGUCGCGUGGUAUCAGAGGCAAUGAAAGAGGGAACACCGUUCUUCACCAUCCAAGCCAUGCUGCCGGUAGCUGAGAGCUUUGGCUUUGCAGACGAGAUGCGCAAGCGGACUAGCGGAGCGGCCCAGCCGCAGCUGAUUUUCGCGGGAUUUGAGAUCCUGGACGAAGAUCCGUUCUGGGUGCCGUUUACCGAGGACGACCUGGAGGACCUCGGAGAAUUGGCGGAUAAGGAAAAUGUAGCGAAGCGGUACAUGGAUGGCGUGCGGAAGAAGAAGGGCCUGCUGGUGGAGGGUAGGACCGUGGCCAGAGAUGCGGAGAAGCAGAAGACGCUCAAGAGGUAG
Trichoderma gamsii is the source of this 3198-nucleotide messenger RNA. RefSeq names its product elongation factor 2. The record is from RefSeq and is a predicted model, not a curated record. The transcript has 2 exons. Gene Ontology annotation, biological process: cytosolic ribosome assembly. Gene Ontology annotation, cellular component: ribonucleoprotein complex; cytosol. Lineage: Eukaryota; Fungi; Ascomycota; Sordariomycetes; Hypocreales; Hypocreaceae. Bases 1 to 3198 code for a protein of 1065 amino acids. Gene Ontology annotation, molecular function: ribosome binding; GTP binding; GTPase activity.